Molecule: messenger RNA, 494 nt
Organism: Loxodonta africana (African savanna elephant)
Lineage: Eukaryota; Metazoa; Chordata; Mammalia; Proboscidea; Elephantidae
Product: histone H2B type 1-B-like
Exons: 1
Coding region: 111-494 (127 amino acids)
Cellular component (GO): nucleosome
Molecular function (GO): structural constituent of chromatin; DNA binding; protein heterodimerization activity
Source: RefSeq, a predicted model, not a curated record
GGGAUAUUGAGUUUAGGCGUGUCGUCAGGGAACACAGGGUCAAUCCCUUGGAAACAGGUAACCAGCCGCCAUUCUCUUUUCCUUCGAGGUACUGACAAGUUGCCUCUGUCAUGGCUGAGCCGUCUUCUGGCGUUUGCACUAGCAGGAAGAAGUCCAAGAAAGCUGGCUCUAAGACUAAGGAGCAGAAGAUGCGAAAGCGAUGCCGAUGCCGCCACGACGGCUUCUCCAUCUUUAUUUACAGGGUCCUGAAGAAGGUUCACUCUGAACUCGGCAUUUCCCGGAAGGCCGUGGGCGUCAUAAAUUGCUUACUUAAAGACAUCUUCCAGCGCAUCGCAGAAGAGGCCACCCACCUGGCCGGUUACACCAGUCACUCGACCAUCAUCACGUCCAGAGCGAUCCAGACCGCCGCUCGCCUGCUGCUGCCCGGGGAGCUCGGCAAACUCGCCGUGUCCGAGGGCACCAAGGCCGUUUCUAGGUACAAAAGCCGCAAGUGA